CCCAUGAUCCUUUGCGGUCCGGUCUGUGUUGAAGGAAGAUGGCUGCCAUUGAUGGAAUGGGUCUGCCGCUGCGGUUCUGAGCGGUAAAAGGGACUUUAUCCCGGGAUUUAACGGCUAUUCUGAAGCUCUACAGGGAGAAUCAGACCACGGUGGACGGAUGGUUUGGUCCUGGACUUAGAUUUGAUCAUCUGAAGAUUCGUUUCUCCAUCGUGGAUCUCCAUCCUUCUCCGUCUGACUCCUGCAGCAGCAGAUUUCCCGUCUCAUGGACUUGACUCAAUCUUCAGGCUUCAAGAGGAGGCCGGCUGCCCCGUCGUCCCCCCCGGGUGGAGUCAGAGAGGUGCCCAGGAGUCCUCCUCCCUGCUCUCCAUCCUUAUCAGUGUCUUCUCCUUCGUCUCCUUCGUCCUCACCCAUGUCUACCUCCUCCUCUCUCUGCGUCAACACAUCUGUCUAUCAGAACCAUGUGAAGGGUCCGUCUCAGGGUCUGGAGGUGCCCCGGGUCUCCUCCACCUCUGCUCCUAUAGCAGUGCAGCCCGAGUCCCCCCCUCCACCCAGCACCUCCUGCUCUGACGCUCUCCUCCAGACGCUGGCUCAGCCCGCCAACGGCGAGAUGGAGGAGAGAAAGACGGAGAUGUACGAUCCUUUCAGUCCCACGGAGGGGGCCAAGGAGGAAGAGGAGGGCGAGAAAUACGACCCCUUUGAGCCCACUGGCUCACCGGCGUCAGACACCGAUGAUGGCAACGGCGGCGGCGGUGAAGAAGAGGAAGUGAAAGUGGAGCAGAUAGACGCAGAGAGAGAGGAAGAAGAGGAGGAGGAAAAAGACAAAGAACCUCCAGACUCCACAGACACUUUGACCAGCCCCCGUCCAACCUCACCGCUCCACCUGAGGAGGCGGGUCGACUGCAGCACCUCUAAAUCAGGGGAGCAGAGGGAGGGGGCGGAGUCUGAGCACUCUGAGAUAGAGGAGGGGGAGAUCGUUGGGGUCGCCGACAGAGACGGAGGCACCAAGAGAGCAGCAGGAGACGUCCUCCCCCUCAACUCUCCUGCCGUCUCCUUCUUUGGCUCCAAACCGGAGCGGAUCUUACGUGUCCUCGACGGCGACGGCUUUGUGUCCGUGAGGACGGAAGGAACCUGGGAGGCGGAGCCAGAGGAAGAGCCUGUCGUAGGAGUGGAGGAUCUGAGGAGGAAGCUGGUCAGCAGACGGAAGGAAAGAUAUCUCUCCUUUCCUCCUACCUCACCCCUCUCUCCUCACACGCCACCUCCUCCUGCCUCUGCUCCCUCCUCACCCAUCACUCCUCCCACCGAGCAAAACGCCAAGACCAGCAAGUCGUCUAAGAGCUCCAAGGAGCGCGACGCGCAGAAGAGUAAGGACAGGAAGGCAGGAGAGAAGGAGGAGAGGAGGAAAAAGAGACGGAAGGACAAAGACGGAGGAAGAGACAGGAGCAAAGAGAAGGAUGAAAGACACAAGAAGGACGCCAAAGGGAGGCGGAGCAGCAGGAGCAGCAGCAGGAAGAGGAAGAAGAGACGCCACGGCAGCCGGGAUGCCUCGUCAGGGAGGGUGGGACACGGCAGACGCUCAGAAGACAGACACAGGGACCGGGACAGAGACAGGGACAGGGACAGGGACAGGGACAGGACGAGAGAUCGAGACAAAGAGAGAGAGCGGGAGAGAGACAGAGGGCGAGAUAGAGACCGGGAGAGAGAGAGAGAGCACAGCCGAACACACAGUCGACGACGAGAUGACCGAGACCGGGACGACAGAGACAGAGACGACCGGGACAGAGACUCGAGCUCCAGGAAGAAGGACAGAGAUCAGCGGAGGAGGCGGUCCAGCAGCAGAGACCGAGGCCGGUCUAAGAGGUCCAAGAGGCGGAGCAGAGACAGAGACAGGGAGAGGGACCGGCAGAGGGACAGGGAACGGCGACGGGAUGGUCGACCUGUCGUCCCCCCGUCCAUCCAGGACCUGAACGGCUCGGAUCUGUUUGCCAUCAAACGCACCAUCACCGUCACCACCACCACCACCACUACCACCGUGCCCGGCUCCCCCAGACUCACCCCGUCAUCCCCCUGCCACCCGCCGCAGGACUCGGACAAACCGCACAAGAGGAAGAAGAAGAGGAAGUGGCACUCAGCCGGCGAGGUGGACGAUCGUGGGAGCGGCCACAGCCGCUCGCCGUCUUUGUCUCCGCCGCGGUACCAUAGCUACGAGUCGGAUCAUUACUCAGACAAACUGGAGAUUGACGUCCUGUCUUUGGAUGGCGAGGCCUUAGACUCUGACUACCCGUCUUUAGAGGACACGCCCCCUGCUGUCCUCCCUCCAGAGCCCCCUGUCCCCUCCCCAAAAACUAAACAGACCCCCAAAAGCGGACGCCAUCAGAAGAAGAAGUCUUUUAAGAAAACGGGCCUGAAUGACUCUGUCUCCACAAGAACCAAAAACAAAUGCCUCUCCUCCAUGAUGGUGACCUCAGGCUCCGCCUCUUCAUCUGGUCCCACCGCCAAGAGAGCCCGGAAGGUGGGAAAAGACAAAGAGAGGGAGAAAGGAGGCCGGAAGGAGCUGGGCCGUUCUGGGAAAUCUAAAAAAGAGGGCGGGGCCAGUCGUAAAGGGAAGCUUCAGUCCAAAGUGUCUGUGUUGGUGCGUGACGGCGUAAGCAGCACCACUGGGGGCGCUGUCGGCUCGGGGAAGCUCCCCAUGGACCUGCUGGGACCUGGAGGAGGGGGGUCGGGCUCAGGGAGCUCCGUGGUGGGCGGCUCCAUCGCCGUGGUGUUCUGCAGGGACAACGAGAGCCGCUCGCCGUUCCUCAAACCGUGCUCUGAGCCGCUGUCGCUGAGCGGCCGGGGGAAGGAGCUGGCGUUGGGGAAGAGGGGCGCUCUGGCUCCUCCGCCUCCGUCCUCUCUGACCUCUCCAGCUGGACUCAAAAACAAGAAGACCAAACCCAGCUCCAUCACCUCCACGUCUUCCUCCGCCUCCUCGCCAUCAUCCUCCCUGGCCACCAAACGGCGCCGUCGCCUGGGCAAGAAGACCAGAGACAAAAGCGGUGCUGCAGGACUGACAGCUGGAGACAGCAGCCAAUCAAAAGCCUCCUCUGAAGGAUGGGGCGGGGCUUCCCUGGAUGGUCAGUCAGCUGUUGGAGAUGUAAACAAGUCAGUGAGCCCACAUCCUGGUCCAGCAGGUCCUGCAGCCUGCUCCUCCUCAUCCUCCUCCUCCUCCUCCUCCACCAGCGUGCUCCCCCCGUCCUCCUCCCCCCCUCACACGCCUCCCCCCGUCAUGGCGGCUCUGAGGGACACCAGAGACUCCUCCCCUGACUCUCAGACGGUGGACAGCAGCUGUAAGACUCCGGAUCCUUCCUUCCUAGCAGAGGAUUGUCCCACCCAGACCAGCCCCGCCCUCCCGGCGUCCAGCCCCUCCAGCCUAUCAGCUCCUCAGGGAGGCGGUCUCGGCAUUGGCGUGUCGACGCCCACUAAGCCCCCGCCUCCAGACGAUACGCCCAAAUCUGUGUCGUCUCCUCCGUGCUCGUCCUCUCUGUCCCUGCCUCUGUCCUCCUCUGACCCCUCCUCCUCCGUCUCCUCCUCCUCUGCCACCAAACCUCCCCCUCCUCCUCCCCCUCCUGCAGCCCCUGCCCUGCCCUGGAGCCUGCAGACCGGUGUGGACUGUACCACCGGAGGAGUCCUGGCAUUGACCGCUCUGCUCUUCAAGAUGGAGGAGGCAAACAUGGCCAGCAGAGCCAAAGCACAGGAGUUCAUUCAGGCCACCAGCCAGAUCCUCUCACAGGCCAAUCAGAACCAAUCCCAGCAGCAUGCCCCGCCCUCCUCAGCAUCCUCUGCCUCCUCGCAGAUCCCGCCCCCUCCCUCUCUGCCUCCGCCUCCUGGCCUGAGCCCAGCCCAGUUCAUCCUGCACAGCUCCCUCCCAUUGGUCGGCUGCACCAAGACUCCACCCUCUCUCCUGCACACGUCCAUGGGCGGAGGGUGUGCACAGACUCCGCCUCCAAUGUUACCUGUGGGAAGUUCUGGAGACUCAGGGUGGGACAACGAGAGCAAAGACCCCGAUAAGUAUCUGAAGAAGCUGCACACUCAGGAGCGAGCGGUGGAGGAGGUGAAGCUGGCCAUCAAACCAUACUAUCAACGCAAAGACAUCAACAAGGACGAAUACAAAGACAUCCUGAGGAAAGCUGUGCACAAGAUCUGCCACAGUCGCACCGGAGAGAUCAACCCGGUCAAAGUGAGCAACCUGGUGAAGCUGUACGUCCAGCGCUACAAAUACUUCCGGAAACAUGGCCGUAAAAUGGACGAGGAAGACCGUGAGGACAGAGAGACGGGAGCGCUGCACUCCUCCGCCUGAGGGCAGACUUUUACCCCCCCCCACCCCCCCCCCC
Cheilinus undulatus (humphead wrasse) is the source of this 4367-nucleotide messenger RNA. RefSeq names its product SR-related CTD-associated factor 1 (gene scaf1). NCBI's taxonomy places the organism in Eukaryota, Metazoa, Chordata, Actinopteri, Labriformes, Labridae. The transcript has 7 exons. The coding region runs from base 263 to 4333 and encodes 1356 amino acids. Gene Ontology annotation, molecular function: RNA polymerase II C-terminal domain binding. The record is from RefSeq and is a predicted model, not a curated record.